Messenger RNA from Suillus discolor, 567 nucleotides. RefSeq lists its product as uncharacterized. Lineage: Eukaryota; Fungi; Basidiomycota; Agaricomycetes; Boletales; Suillaceae. The transcript is spliced from 2 exons. The annotation marks the transcript as partial. The record is from RefSeq and is a predicted model, not a curated record.
CGUGAGGAUGUGUAUUCAUAUGAAUAUGAAGAUGGCCCAGGUCCUGAUCUGAAAAACCUCGCGUUCGAUACCAAGAACAGGUCCAAAACCCCCUGGAAUAGUAGAAUCAUCGAUCUGCUACUUGGAGAAUUACGGAGAAGGGGCGAUGAAGAGAGGUGGCCAUUCGCCAGGUCAGAGGCGUAUUUCAGGAAAAUUCUUCGAGAUCGCUACAAGCGACUGCGUACGGUCUGGACGUGUGCCCAGCCUAAGGUCACGGCAAAGGGUGUGCUGGAAACUCCUGCGGAGGUAGAGGAGAGGUUAAUCGCGAAGAAGGACGAAUUAUUGAAGGUGACUCGUCAAACGACACGUCGCAGAAACACCGAUGAUAAAGAAGAGGACCUCCCAGCGUGGCAGUGGCUUCAGCAACUAGUGAAGACGUUGGGAGAAUGUGGUAUGAGUUCGGAAGAGAGCGAUUUGGAGAAUGAUAUUGAAACAGUCCUUCGGGUCAAGAACAUGGUAUGGCGUCGUGCGGUAGAACGCGAAUUGGAUAUCGUUGAUCACCAGAGGCUUGCGGAUGACGAUAUAUUC